Molecule: messenger RNA, 1717 nt
Organism: Mya arenaria
Lineage: Eukaryota; Metazoa; Mollusca; Bivalvia; Myida; Myidae
Product: KRR1 small subunit processome component homolog
Exons: 10
Coding region: 83-1108 (341 amino acids)
Cellular component (GO): nucleolus; small-subunit processome
Molecular function (GO): RNA binding
Source: RefSeq, a predicted model, not a curated record
GUUGUCUGCUACGCUGCGAGAUAUCAACACAUGUUUAACGAAUAACAACUUAUAUUCCUGAUGCUUUGCUUCAAUUAGAAAAAUGGACAAAUCAACUAAAGAAGAAGAUUUGUUAGUUGUGCCUGAUGGAUGGAAGGAUCCUGGUAUUUCAAAGGAGGAUAAUCCACAUGGCGUGUUGGCAGAAAGUUCCUUUGCUACACUAUUUCCAAAAUACAGAGAAAAAUACUUGAAGGAAUGUUGGCCACUUGUUAAGAAGACUCUUUCAGAUCAUAAUUUAAAGGCUGAGCUGGACCUGGUAGAGGGAUCUAUGACAGUGGGCACAACUCGGAAGACAUGGGAUCCAUAUGUGAUUAUCAAGGCUCGAGAUCUCAUUAAACUAUUGGCAAGAAGUGUCCCUUACGAGCAGGCCGUGAGGGUGCUGGAGGAUGAUGUUUUCUGUGAUAUAAUUAAGAUUGGCAGCCUUGUACGGAACGGAGACAGAUUUGUCAAGCGCAGGCAGAGACUUAUUGGACCAAAUGGAUCAACAUUAAAAGCAAUAGAGUUGUUGACAAACUGCUACGUGUUGGUGCAGGGUAACACUGUAUCAACUCUUGGAUCCUACAGGGGAAUUAAAGAGGUUCGUAAUAUUGUGAUCGAUACGAUGAAGAAUGUCCACCCUAUAUAUAACAUAAAGACGUUGAUGAUAAAGCGGGAGCUUGCCAAAGAUCCACAGCUGAAAGACGAGAGCUGGGAGAGAUUUCUGCCCAAGUUCAAAUCCAAGAAUAUCAGUAGACGUAAACAGCCAACAAAGAAACGGACAAAGAAGACAUACACACCCUUCCCACCUCCUCAGCCAGAGAGCAAGGUUGACAAAGAGCUGGAGACAGGCGAGUAUUUCCUGAAGGACGAUGAGAAGAAGGCUAGGAAAAGAGCACAAAAACGGGCGAAGGAACAUGAGAGCUGUGAGAAGAAACAGAAGGAGCGGGCUAAGGCUUUCAUUCCGCCAGAAGAAAAACCAACAGAGCCAAAGCAGGCAAAAUCCAGCACCAGUGAAGUUGAUGUUGAUAAACUGAAGAAAAAGAUAAAACAGGCCCAGAAAGGAAAGAAAAGGGCCAAUGUAAAGUCUUGAAAAUAACUUUUGCUGAAUAUGAUGAGACAAUUCAAAAUGCCCCUGGGGUCCCAUGCCAGAAACAGUGUACAAGGAGACAAUUUGCAUUUACGACUGUGGUUUGACAGUGAUAAAAAAUUAACUUCAAAAUUAUUUAAAUGAAAGUUUGGUGCGAUUAAAUAUGCAAUUGUGUAAAUAGUCUAAACUUUGUGUGAUAUGGGUUGAUAUGAAAAUGAUGAUGCAUCAAACCACUUUAAUAUUUUUUUAGCUCACCAUUCUUUCAACAUUCUUAUCACCUUGGGGACGUUGUUGGCAGACGCGUUCAAAAACUAUUAACUUAAGUUGAAACUUGGAACACCUGUUGCUAGAGGCAAUACACACAUGUAUAGCAAGGUCAAUAACUCUUGCUUAAAUAAUUAAAUUAUGCUUCUUGAUUGACAGUCAAAAACCCAGAAACAAUUGGCGUUCGCUUCCUGGCUCUGUUGUUUUCACAGUUUUGUGUUAAUGAAUGUACGAAUGUUUUUCUGUAUUUAACUUGAGAUAUUUAAGACAAGAAUUACAAUCACACAUCGAGAGCUUAUGUAAUUUGUUGAGUUGACAUACAAGUGUAAAUAAAUUUUAGUCACAAAA